Molecule: messenger RNA, 1749 nt
Organism: Epinephelus moara (kelp grouper)
Lineage: Eukaryota; Metazoa; Chordata; Actinopteri; Perciformes; Serranidae
Product: butyrophilin subfamily 2 member A2-like
Exons: 6
Coding region: 152-907 (251 amino acids)
Source: RefSeq, a predicted model, not a curated record
CGACAGCUCUGGUUCAUGAGAGCUUAGUGGAAGGUUGUGUGCAACCGGUUACAAGAACAUAAGGUGCAGCUAACCUUCUAUUGCAGUCUACGUGACUUUGGCUGCAUCAAUCUGCAGAGAGAAGCACGUUUUCUUGGGUUAAACGAACACCAUGAUGGUUCACCUAAAUGAUUCACAGGGCUUUAGGGGCUUUGGAGCUUUGCUUCUCCAUCUCACUGUCCUUCCCCUUCUUCUUGCAAAGACUGCAGGUCAGCAUCAGGUGGUUGGUCCAUCUCAGCCAAUAGUGGCAACAGUUGGUGAUGACAUCAUUUUACCAUGCCAUCUGAGACCUGCCAAGAAUGUUUCAGACAUGACAGUAGAGUGGGCGAGACCUGACCUGAACCCCAGGUUUGUUCAUGUGUGCCGUGACGGUGUGGAACUGGAGAGAAAGAAACAUCCGUCCUACAAAGGAAGAACAUCAGUGUCCAUCGACAAACUGAAGCACGGAGACAUUUCACUGACGCUCUCCAGAGUGACACUCUCUGAUGGGGGACAAUAUAAAUGCUUCAUUCCAGGACUGGGUCACUCUUUAAUUCAGCUUGUUGUUGGUGCUGUGUCCUCACCUUUCAUCGUGAGUAUUAACAUAACCAGCAGUGGAGUGGCUCUACAGUGUGAGUCUGCAGGCUGGCAUCCAGAGCCUGAGGUGCUGUGGCUGGACGGUGAGGGAAAGCUCCUCUCUGCUGGACCUACAGAGACAGUCAGAGGUCCUGAUGACCUCUAUACUGUCAGCAGCAGAGUGACUGUGGAGAAGAGACACAGCAACAGCUUCACCUGUAGAGUCCAACAGAGGAACAUCAACCAGACCAGAGAGACAACUACUCACAUAUCAGGGCUGGGGACAGAACGAAAGAAAGAAAACAGACCUUGAAAGAACAACAGAACAGAAAUUAAAAGGUGCAUCAGAGGGACGUGGAUCAAGAGAGGAAGGGGGCCACAGAGACUACUCAUGCACAGGGCCCAGAAUUUCGUGCUCUGGGUAGAAAAUUGGCAAAGAUUGUAUUUCAACCAAAAGAACAAGGUGGUUCAGGAACACCAAAAUAUCCCCCAGCAGUUCCCUCUGGUGUCCAAAGUUACAAACAGAAUUUUAACUUUUGGUCUGCAGACUAAUAAUGGACGUCUCUCUUUGGUAGCAUAACAUAAUAUUCCACCAAAAUAAAAGGAGAGAAUGCAGUGGAUUGGUUCAGACAGAGAGGAAAAGUCCAUCCCAUGCAUCCAUCAUUUUCUACCACAAGAUGUAAAGACUGCUCCACCGCAUUUGUCCACGAUGAAGGUGGUCUGGGUUUCUUUUUGUCCUGUACACUAAUAUUAGUAUUGACAUUUUUUAAUGAUUUAACAAGGUCUAGUCCCUUCCUGUUACCAAAGACUAACUUGAAAUCUUAAAAAACACGUUUCAUUGAUAUCGUUUGACUCACUCUACAUUUACUUUCUUUGAAUAUCCAUAUCUUGACAUGGCUUUCGGUGCAGAACUAUUGUCUACAGUAUCAUAUAUACAGUAUAUUUUUUCAUUAUUGUUCCAGCACUACUGUGAAGAUACAUGAUGUUUAUACUGGUUGAAAUAUUCAAACUCAAGAUUAUGUUCUUAAUGGUUGCAAUGACCCAUGAAACAGAAAUCUUGUAGAUGUCUUGCACAUCAUAUGAAACAUCUGUGUAGUUUACAAAGACACCAACAAUGUAAAUUGUAAAAACAAAGAGUUCAUUAAAAAAAUGUGC